Messenger RNA from Eutrema salsugineum, 1086 nucleotides. Its product is annotated as putative pectinesterase 10. Gene Ontology annotation, biological process: cell wall modification. Gene Ontology annotation, molecular function: pectinesterase activity. NCBI's taxonomy places the organism in Eukaryota, Viridiplantae, Streptophyta, Magnoliopsida, Brassicales, Brassicaceae. The record is from RefSeq and is a predicted model, not a curated record. The coding region runs from base 1 to 1086 and encodes 361 amino acids. The transcript is spliced from 5 exons.
AUGAAAUCUCUUAUUUGUCUUUUGGUUUUGGCUUUAUCAUUUUUGUACUUGACGGCUAAGUCAUCACGUGUCCCUUCUCGCCGUUUAGCACAUAAAAUACCGAAAGAUUUCAACAUAGAUAUAAUAAAGACAGUGGUGGUUAGUCAGAAUGGUGAAGGUGAUUUCAAAACCAUCCAAGCAGCCAUCGACUCCAUUCCUUCUGGUAACAAUAAUUGGAUUCAGAUUCAUCUUCAAAAUGGAAUCUACAACGAAAAGAUAGUGAUUCCAAGGGAGAAACAAAAGAUAAUAAUGCAAGGAAACACAUCCGAAGUGAUAAUUCAAUAUAAUGAUGCUGGACAAUCCAAUUCGAGUGGUCCGAUCAUCGUUUACGCUGAAUACUUCGUCGCUAUCAAUAUUACUUUCAAGAAUACUUAUAACAAGAUAACAACAAUAGUACCAUAUCAAGAGAUAAAGGUAGCUCCAUCAAUUAUACUAAUGGCAGACAAGGCGUGGUUCUAUGGCUGCAGCUUCAUCAGUGUCCAAGACACACUAGCUGACUUAGUCGGCCGCCACUUCUUCCUAAACUGUUACAUUGAAGGAGCCAUCGAUUUCAUAUGGGGACGAGGCCAAUCUAUAUACCAAAAUUGCGUUAUACACGUUAAAGGAGUGGUAUCAAAUGAAAUGGUGAACGAAGGACAAUUGUUACCGGGAUUCAUAACCGCCCAAGGGAGGGAAAGCGAGCAAGACACGAGUGGAUUUGUUUUCAAGUAUUGCAAGAUUGAAGGUGAUGGUAACGCAUCCUUGGGAAGAGCAUACCGAGGCUACUCUAGAGUAGUCUUUUAUGAAUCCAGCAUGUCCAAUAUUAUUACUCCUGAAGGAUGGGAUGCUUGGUUGUAUAAAGGCCAAGAGGAUAAAUUUACAUUUGCGGAGGUAAACUGCAUAGGAGAAGGAGCGAAUAAGCAAAGAAGAGUUGGAUGGGAGAAGAAUCUUUCUGCUUCAGAUGUUGCUUUUCUUGUAAACACUAAAACUUUCAUUGAUGAAGAUGGUUGGAUGACCUAUCUUCCUUCUUCUCUCGUCUCUUUAUAUCAAUCAUCCUCCAUUUGUUAA